Molecule: messenger RNA, 994 nt
Organism: Lasiosphaeria miniovina
Lineage: Eukaryota; Fungi; Ascomycota; Sordariomycetes; Sordariales; Lasiosphaeriaceae
Exons: 2
Coding region: 288-893 (201 amino acids)
Source: RefSeq, a predicted model, not a curated record
CCCGGGACGACGAGAUUGCGUCGCUCGACCAGUUUACUAGUUGCAAGGUGUAAUACUUUGACUCGAUUAGCUCUACUUGCCGGGAGUCAUCACACUCGGCUUUCCAAAACUGAUUUAUGCCCAUCGGUGUUAGUAGUCAGCUCCCGGCUUGCCCAUUUAACAAGAAAGGCCAUAUCACCUUGGCAAGGUUCACUUCAUCUCUAGCUUUUGUCUUCCAGUCUUACUCUUCUGGACCUUGAGCCAACUAUCCACCAUCAUCAAAUCCCGCCAGUUCCCGCUCAGUCACGAUGAAGUUCGUUUCCCUGGCUCUCUUGUUCGCUGGCGCCGCUUUGGCUGCCCCUGUCGCCAACGACUUCAUCCGCGAGACCAACAAGCGCUCCGAGGACUCUUCCGAGGGAGUCGUUACCUGGGCUGACGUCGGCAAGCGCUCAGAGGAUUCGUCUGAGGGUGUUGUGACCUGGGCCGAUGUCGGCAAGCGAUCCGAGGAUUCGUCUGAGGGAGUCGUGACCUGGGCCGAUGUUGGCAAGCGCGCUGAAGACUCGUCCGAGGGCGUCGUGACCUGGGCCGAUGUUGGCAAGCGCGCUGAAGACUCGUCCGAGGGUGUCGUCACCUGGGCCGACGUUGGAAAGCGCUCAGAGGACUCCUCUGAGGGCGUCGUCACCUGGGCCGACGUUGGAAAGCGCUCAGAGGACUCCUCUGAGGGAGUCGUCACCUGGGCCGACGUUGGAAAGCGCUCAGAGGACUCCUCUGAGGGAGUCGUUACCUGGGCUGAUGUCGGCAAACGCUCCGAAGAUUCCUCCGAGGGUGUGGUGACUUGGGCCGAUGUUGGCAAGCGCUCCGAGGACUCGUCCGAGGGUGUCGUCACCUGGGCCGACGUUGGAAAGCGGGCUUAGAUUGCUAGAAUCCACAGCCGCGGCAUUGUUCAGAUCAAGGCUGUGAAUCUGCUUCAGGGACUAGCAGAAAUGUCGUGGGGGGGAGAGGGGGGUUAGCGCGU